UCUAGCGACGCGUCUAGAGACAGCCGAAGCCCGCCUCAAAGCCUUUGGGGCUGGGGGCGUCUGUACUGCCCCAUGCUUACCUCGCAACUCGCGGUACUCCAGGUCUUCUUCUUGCUGGUCCCCGAGAGGGUCCAGCCUCAGCCCUCUCCUUCCCCGUCUGGGGCAGGGUCCACCCAAUCGGACCUGGAGCAAAGGACGCAGGGCGGGACCCUUCAGCCCUCCUCGGAGGUGCCUGGGGUCUCUACAGAGGAUCCUGCUGUCGUGACUCCCUCGGCGCCUGGGAAUAGGACCGUGGACCUCUUCCCAGUCUUACCGAUCUGUGUCUGUGACUUGACUCCCGGUGCCUGCGAUAUAAAUUGCUGCUGCGACAGGGACUGCUAUCUUCUCCAUCCGAGGACAGUUUUCUCCUUCUGCCUUCCAGGCAGCGUGAGGUCUUCAAGUUGGGUGUGUGUAGACAAUUCUAUUAUCUUCAGAAGUAAUUCCCCAUUUCCUUCAAGAGUUUUCAUGGAUUCAAAUGGAAUUAAGCAGUUUUGUGUUCAUGUGAACAACUCAAAAUUAAACUAUUUCCAGAAGCUCCAAAAAGUCAAUGCAACCAACUUCCAGGCCCUGGCUACAGAGUUUGGAAGUGAAUCAUUCACUUCAGCAUUCCAAACCCAGUCACCACCACCUUUUUACAGGGCUGGGGACCCCAUUCUCACUUACUUCCCCAAGUGGUCUGUAAUAAGCUUGCUGAGGCAGCCUUCAGGAGUUGGAGCUGCGGGACUCUGUGCUGAGAGCAAUCCUGCAGGUUUCCUGGAGAGUAAAAGUACAGCCUGUGCUCGUUUCUUCAAGAAUCUGGCAGAUAGCUGUACCUUGGAUCCUGUCCUCAAUGCUGCCUCUUACUAUAACUUCACAGUCUUGAAGGUUCCAAGAGGUAUGAGUGAUCUGAAGAAUAUGAAGUUCCAGGUGCCUGUAACCCCUGUCUCACAGGCUGGCUCUCCUCUGUUGGCUGGAAACACUUGUCAGAAUGCUGUUUCCCAGGUCAUCUAUGAGAUAGAGACCAAUGGGACUUUUGGAAUCCAGAAAGUCUCCGUCAGUUUUGAACAAACCAACCUGACUAUUGAGCCAGGCACUUCAUUACAGCAGCACUUCAUCUUUCGCUUCAGGGCUUUUCAACAGAGCACAGCUGCUUCUCUUACUGGUUCUAGGAGUGGGAAUCCUGGCUAUAUUGUUGGGAAGCCACUUCUGGCUCUAACCGCUGAUAGAAGACACUCAAUGACCCUCUUACAGAGCCAGGGUGAUGGAACUUGCUCUGUUAAGAGACAUGAAGUACAAUUUGGAGUGAAUGCAAUAUCUGGAUGCAAGCUCAGGCUGAAAAGGAUAGACUGCAGCCACUUGCAGCAGGAGAUUUAUCAGACUCUUCAUGGAAGUCCCAGAGCCGAGCACGUGGCCAUAUUUGGUAAUGCUGACCCAGCCCAGAAGGGAGAGUGGACCAGGAUCCUCAGCAGGAACUGCAGUGUUUCAGCUGUGCAUUGUACUUCCUGCUGUGUCAUACCAGUUUCCCUGGAGAUCCAGAUAUUGUGGGCAUAUGUAGGCCUCCAGUCCAACCCACAAGCUCAUGUGUCAGGAGCCCGAUUCCUUUACCAGUGCCAACCCAUACAGGAUUCCCAACAAGAAACAGAAGUACCUUUGACAACUGUUGUGACCUUUGUGGACAUUACCCAGAAGCCAGAGCCUCCAAGAGGCCAACCCAGAAUGGACUGGAAAUUGCCUUUCGACUUCUUCUUUCCCUUCAAAAUGGCAUUCAGCAGAGGAGUAGACUCUCAAAAAGGCUCAGCCUCUCCCAUUCUUAUCCUGUGUCUCUUACUACUUGGAGUUCUUAACCUAGAAACUAAGUGAAAAAAAGGAGAAAAAGCAGAUUUCAGUUUUCCCUGUGGGAAGUUCUGAGGCAGCCUGCUUAUCUUGGCUAAACAGAUCCUCACCUGCUCAUGAUCAGAGAAGAGCAUUUAGGAAAACAGAGGACCUCACUGAAGGAGUGGAAUUGCUGGGCGAUAUAGUAACUUUAUGUUUGAUUUAUUGAGGAACUGCCAAACUACUUUCCAAACUGGCUGCACCACCAGCAGUAUACGAGGGUUCCAAUUUCUCCACAUCCUUGCCAACAUUUGUUAUUGUUUUUAUUUUAGCCAUCCUGAUGGGUGUGAAAUGGUAUCUCAUUGUGAUCUACCAUGCCUUUUUAAACUAUGGUGUAUGAGAUCUUACACCAGAAAUUAGCACAUCUGCUCUUCCAAGGCAGGAAUACCCCAAGUAUUCUUUUCUGCUCUACCCCUCUGCUAGUUUGAUUAGCUUGUAAGCCUAGUUUCCAAUUACAAAGCUGCUUAACAGCUUAGAUAAGAUGUUAUGGUGAUCUUAUCUCCAAUCACUCCCCUGUAACAGACCUUCGAGAAACAUUUUUUUAAAUCAUCUAGAGAAGAAUGCAGUCUUCUUCCCUCCCUUUAUUUAUACAGGAGGUCUCUUACUGCGUGAGGUUUCUGUUGUAAUCAUGUAUUUAAUUUAAGAAGCAAUGUGCAAUUUGGAUGGAUUGAAAUUGAAAUCCCAGCCAGCCUGUUGCAGGUGUGGAGAAACAGGUACUUGAAUACUUUUAGUGAGAAUAUAAACUGGUAGAAACUUGGAGAGAACAGCAAAUAGCUAUUUAAUAUGUAUCAAAAGCCUUAAAUAUGUUCAUAAACUUUAACCCAAGAAUUCCACUUAUUAGACAUUAUGGAGUGGGGGGAAUGUCCAACAGUAGGGGAGUAGUUGAAUAUGUAUCCAUAGAUUGGAAUGUUGUACAGUCACUGAAAAUUGAGUAGACCUGUCUUUAUGGCCAUAAGAAAAUAUUCAUGAUCUAUUUUUAAGUGAAUAAAACAGGCUACAAAAUAGUACAUAUGCUUUAUGGGCCUAUUUUUGUAAAACAAAAAAUAUUUAUACACAUGUACUUAGACAAACAAACGCCUGGAAGGCUAACAUGUCUAAAAUGGGAAUUUUUUUAAUAAUAAGCAUUUCUGAUUUUUAUAAUCAGAGAAAAUAAAACUCUGUUUUAAAGAAAAUAUUUGUUCUCCAGAAGAACCUCCCUGUUUAUUGUAUAUAGGAAUGUUCAUUGUUUAUGAGUAACUUCCCAUUUCUAUUGGUAUAUUUUGGGAUUCUGGGCCUGUCUUUGGCAUUCUGGGCCUUUAAAAGCAGGGGUUCCUAAAGGCCAGUCACAUCAUAAUCUGGGGUUCUUUAAAAAUGCUGAUUCCUGGGCCUUGUAUCCAGAGUUUCUAAUUCACUGGGGGCUCAAAGAAUCUGUAUCUUUUAAAAGCCUUCCUGGUGCUUCUGAUGUUCAGCCUGGUUUGUGACACUACAAAGUUAUAUUGCAUAGUCUGGCUGAAACUGGUUUAAGUGUCCUGAUAUUGCCAAUUUACAUAACAAGUCUACCGGCCUAGCCGACUCCCUUUUCUCUGAGAAUGCCCAUCACACAGAGCUCUGCUGUGUUGGGGUUACCUACAUGACCUCUUCUCUCCCUGCCACAGCUGACUAGACCAAAAAUGGAGGCCUGGACCAAGUUAGGCCAGUAAGAUUUUUCUCUCUAGGAAUAUGAAACUAGGACCAAGUCUAAAAGGGCUGAGGAAGCCAUUUUCUACCAAAUGUUCACCAAUGAAGAGUGUAUCUUAAAAGGAGAAAAAAAGAAGCAGAUUGCAGACAGAAGUGUAAAUAGGAAACCCAGAGAUGGAGGAAAUUCUUGGUUCCCAGCUUCCAGUUCCUCUUAUGAGAUCCAAUUUUACCUUCUGCUCUUGGAAACUAUAAGUUACUCUUUUAGUAAAUUGUUUUGCUUGAAUGAGUUUCUGUUACUAACAAUGAAAGAACUUGAGACUAAGAUAACUUUAACCUAGUACUCUAUGGCAGGUAAGAAGCAGUCCUCAGUCCUGCAUUCUUAUAGUCCGGUUCUAAAUAGUCCGCUUCCUAUGUGACUUUCUGGAUAUGUCCAGCCCUAUUCCCACUUGCUGAGACAAAAGUUAAAUCCCUCCAAUCAAAACAGAAUCACUUUUUCUUUUCAAGUUACAUGCAGGAAAGAUACCAUGGCUGUAUUAUUUCCUUGAUUUCUUUUUCUUUGUUGCUUGCUUCCUUUUUUUCUUUUUUUUUCUUUUUUUUUUGGUUAUAUUCAUUAGUUUAUUUUCUAUUUCCUUGAUUUCUAUACAAAGGCAAACUAGAUUAUAAUUCUGGUAUUUGAUUUUUCCUAACCCACAGUCACACAUCCCAUUCCUUUCUCUUUAUUGGUGGAAUAGAAUAUUAAUAGUAAAACAAUAAUGAAAAUAAAUAAAAAAUAUUUGGACAAUGUUAAAGGAUUUUCAUAUUUGAUCUUAACAAUGCUACAGGCUAAUAUAUGUAGAAUAUACUACCUAGAAUAUAGGCAAGUAUAGAAGAUAGACAAGGGCAGUAUAAUUAACACAUUGCUUAUUUGAGAAAACUAAGCCCAAAGAAAUUAAAUUCAUUCAUUUAUCAAAUAUUUAUUGGCUAUUAUGUGCCAGGAAUAUACUUCCCUGCUCUCAGGAGCUUAUAUUCUAGCAGAGAAGGCAGGAAAGCAAUUAACAUAAGGUGAUGUGUGGAUUAAGGAUGCAUUAAGAACAGAACAGGACUCCCUGAGAAGAGAAAGCCUAUGUCCCUAAUGGCUUUAGAUAUACCCACAGUUACCUAUUUUGUUCUAAGUUCAUAGUGAGAAUCUUAAAAGCUCAAGUACCCAAGGAAACUACUGGAGGACAAUUUUACUUCUUUUGUAUCCCCUACCCUACUUUAAAUCCAA
Hippopotamus amphibius kiboko is the source of this 4792-nucleotide messenger RNA. RefSeq names its product tectonic family member 3 (gene TCTN3). The coding region runs from base 73 to 1878 and encodes 601 amino acids. NCBI's taxonomy places the organism in Eukaryota, Metazoa, Chordata, Mammalia, Artiodactyla, Hippopotamidae. Gene Ontology annotation, biological process: smoothened signaling pathway; cilium assembly. The record is from RefSeq and is a predicted model, not a curated record. The transcript has 14 exons.